Molecule: messenger RNA, 1645 nt
Organism: Gallus gallus (chicken)
Lineage: Eukaryota; Metazoa; Chordata; Aves; Galliformes; Phasianidae
Gene: RHOF
Product: ras homolog family member F, filopodia associated
Exons: 5
Coding region: 53-721 (222 amino acids)
Biological process (GO): cell migration; small GTPase-mediated signal transduction
Molecular function (GO): GTP binding; GTPase activity
Source: RefSeq, a predicted model, not a curated record
GGGGCUCCGCUGCGGAGCGCUGUCCCGGCGGCGCUGAGCCGCGCUCGGCUCCAUGGAGGCGGCCAACGGGGCUGUGCCCGACGGCGCGGCGGGGGGAAAGGGCGGCAGCGCGGCCGCGCCGUCGGGGAAAAAGGAGGUGAAGAUGGUGAUCGUGGGGGACGGCGGCUGCGGGAAGACGUCGCUGCUGAUGGUGUACGCGAAGGGCGCCUUCCCUGAGCAAUACGCACCGUCUGUGUUUGAGAAAUAUGCCACCAGCAUCACCAUCGGCAAAAAGGAGGUCAUCCUGAACUUGUACGACACUGCAGGGCAGGAGGACUAUGAUCGGCUGCGACCACUCUCCUACCAGAACACAAACGUCGUGUUAAUUUGUUACGAUGUCAUGAACCCCACCAGCUAUGAUAAUGUAGCAGAUAAGUGGUAUCCUGAAGUGAAUCACUUCUGCCAGGGUGUCCCACUGGUACUGAUCGGCUGCAAAACAGACCUUCGGAAAGACAAAGAGCAGUUGCGUAAGCUCAGAGCUUCUAAGCAGGAACCCAUUACAUACAACCAGGUUCAGGACAAGCAACAACCUUCUCUGUGGAGUCACCUGGGGUCUCACAUCUGGCAUCAUUACUGCCUCAGAACAGUAUGCACAGAACAGAUUCUCCCUCCAGCAGCUCAUCACAGGAAUGCUCACAGAAGAGGCAAAGCUCACCAGCCCAGACCUCCCUUUGUCGCCUAGUAGAGCCCUCCUGUUUCCUUUUUCUCCCUUUAAACAUACACUACCUCAGUCUUUUACAGCUGAGAGCAUUUCGAGUCUUGCAAUGCAGUGCUUCUGAUGCCAGGCACAGAGGAGCUGAACAGUAUCUGUCAGCACCACAGCUUGCAAACAACUGGAAGGAGACAAACUUCACUUAAAUAUGCUGAAGGAAAAUCCCCGUGUGUAGAAGUCUGAGUGCUCAAAUGACCCCAUUCCCAGCUUAUAAUGACUAAAUGCAGAGUUUGUGAGUUGUGGAUUGCAGAUCUGAAAUUCACACUCGAAGGCUCACAAGCACUCAAAACUGGGGGCUGACUCUGCAAUGGAAGGAUCGCAAGCAAAGUAAGAAGUAGCUGUGUUUUGUCUGUAGUAAUUUCACACAACCAUGAUUGCAUGCAAAUGUUUUAGAUUCUACUGUUUCCACUGCAUGCAUUUGGGUGAUGUCUGUAGGCACUCAUCUGCAUGUCCUAGGACUUCUUCUGAGCCUUUGUAACGCUUUGAAAUGGCAGUCAGGAUUCCUGCAUGUGCACCAACAAAACAAAGCAAGACAUUAGUCCAGACUGUACUGUGACAUGUGGCAUGCAGCACUGAGGCUUGCAAACUAAACAUGACAUUGCAUGUCAUACCUGAAAAAAGAUUCUCCUUGUAGAUAUCUUCACUUGAGUGUCUAUUAAAGAAAUGCUAUUUCUACAGUAUUAGAUCAACUUAGGGAAAAAAAAAAAACAGAACAGCAACAGUAAUUCAGUUUACAACCAACGCACUUACGCCAGCACUGUGCUCACAGGAGGCAGUUUCUUUUGGAAGAUGACCUCACGUUAUGAAGAUGUACAAAGUAAUUCCUUUUUGCUUCCAUCUCACCUUCCUUUUCUCCUCUCACGCAUCAGGUUUAUGCCUUUCCUUACCUGUUCU